This is a messenger RNA of Eruca vesicaria subsp. sativa (arugula), 358 nucleotides long. The record is from the annotation of a GenBank genome assembly. Lineage: Eukaryota; Viridiplantae; Streptophyta; Magnoliopsida; Brassicales; Brassicaceae.
AUGGCCUCUGCUUCUGGUUCUGCUCUUUGCUUCACUGAUGCUUCUAGCCCUCGCGUUAUCAGAUGUGAAGUUGGAGUUUUCUGUCUUGCUCCUAGGACAGUUAACUGGUUUGAAGCCUCGAGCAUGAGAUGCUGCGGCUGUGGAGGUAAUGAACUGAUCAGAUUACACGAGGAUGCUGAGAAUACAAAAAACCAAGAUUCUGACCCUGAUUCGACCAUUAUUGAAGUUACAUGUGGCGGCCGUCUUGGAGCUCUUCUUGACAUUAUGAAUGCACUCAUGAACUUGGGGCUGAAUGUUGUCAAGGUUAAUGUCUACCUUGAUUCUUCUGGCAAACACAACAAAAUUUGCCAUUACCAAA